GAGGCUACUGACACAGAAAGCACUUUGGCGCAUUUUCAGAGGGAAAGCGAGGACUGAUAAAGCUCUUUCUGACAGGAUUGACUUAUGUUCUUCGAUUUUGCUGCUGUUCCUUUAGGCAGCUUUUCACCCAGACCUAAUCUCGAUGAAUGACCACACAGAGCUUGUCGAUUUAUCAGCAUUUGAAUCUGCAGCAAUGUCUCCGGGCUGUGCUAUUGUUGUGAUUUUUGAAUGAGAAAGCUAACGUCACAUCCAAGCUAUGACAGCAAAAGAUUCUUCCAAGGAACUCUCGGCUCCGGACUCAGAGGUUUACAUAAAGACUUUCAAAGAUCAAAUGCAUUUAGAACUUGAGCUUCCCCGAGUGCCAGGGAACAGACCCACCUCUCCAAAAAUUUCCCCCCGCAGUUCUCCAAGGAACUCUCCAUGCUUUUUCAGAAAGUUGCUGGUGAAUAAAAGCAUCCGUCAACGUCGGCGUUUCACGGUGGCACAUACAUGCUUUGAUGUGGAAAAUGGCCCCUCACCAGGUCGCAGCCCUCUGGACCCUCAAGCUGGCUCCUCUUCAGGACUUCAGCUUCAUACCACUUUCCCAGGACACAGCCAGCGCCGAGAGUCAUUCCUUUAUCGAUCAGACAGUGACUAUGACCUGUCACCAAAGACCAUGUCCAGGAAUUCCUCUGUUCCAAGUGAACAACAUGGAGACGACCUGAUAGUUACACCAUUUGCCCAGGUCUUGGCAAGUUUGAGAAGUGUAAGAAAUAAUUUUACAUUAUUGACAAACCUGCAAGGAGCAUCAAACAAGAGGUCCCCGGCAGCAAAUCAGCCCCCAGUUGCCAGACUUAAUCUUCAAGAGGAGUCUUAUCAAAAAUUAGCCAUGGAAACGUUGGAGGAACUGGACUGGUGUUUAGACCAACUUGAGACCAUUCAGACCUACCGAUCCGUUAGUGAGAUGGCAUCGAAUAAGUUCAAGAGAAUGUUGAACCGGGAGCUGACGCACCUAUCCGAAAUGAGCCGAUCAGGGAACCAGGUGUCUGAAUAUAUAUCAAACACUUUCCUAGACAAGCAGAAUGAUGUGGAGAUUCCCUCUCCCACCCAGAAAGACAGAGAGAAAAAGAAAAAACAGCAGCUCAUGACACAAAUCAGUGGAGUGAAAAAGCUAAUGCAUAGCUCAAGCUUGAAUAACACAAGUAUUUCACGAUUUGGUGUGAAAACAGAAAAAGAAGACCAUCUAGCCAAGGAGCUGGAUGAUCUGAAUAAAUGGGGUCUGAAUAUAUUUAACGUUGCAAGAUAUUCACACAAUAGACCUCUCACCUGCAUUAUGUAUGCCAUUUUUCAGGAGAGAGAUCUACUGAAGACAUUCAAAAUCUCAUCAGACACUUUUAUAGCUUAUAUGAUGACUUUGGAAGACCACUACCAUUCCGAUGUAGCCUACCACAACAGUCUCCAUGCAGCUGAUGUAGCCCAAUCAACACAUGUUCUUCUGUCCACCCCAGCCUUGGAUGCUGUUUUCACUGAUCUGGAAAUUCUUGCAGCAAUUUUUGCAGCAGCAAUUCAUGAUGUGGAUCAUCCUGGUGUCUCCAACCAGUUCCUCAUUAAUACAAAUUCUGAACUUGCUCUUAUGUACAAUGAUGAGUCCGUCUUGGAAAAUCACCACCUUGCCGUGGGUUUCAAGCUGCUACAGGAAGAGCACUGUGACAUCUUCCAGAAUCUGACCAAGAAACAACGUCAAACUCUCAGGAAAAUGGUGAUAGACAUGGUCUUGGCAACAGAUAUGUCCAAACACAUGUCCCUUCUGGCAGACUUAAAGACCAUGGUGGAGACUAAGAAAGUGACAAGUUCUGGGGUCCUCCUUCUUGAUAACUACACAGACAGAAUACAGGUUCUCCGAAAUAUGGUUCACUGUGCUGACUUGAGUAAUCCCACAAAGUCCCUUGAACUCUAUCGGCAGUGGACAGACAGGAUCAUGGAGGAAUUUUUCCAGCAGGGGGACAAAGAACGGGAGAGAGGAAUGGAAAUCAGCCCAAUGUGUGACAAACACACAGCAUCUGUAGAGAAGUCACAGGUUGGGUUCAUUGAUUAUAUUGUCCACCCCCUUUGGGAAACAUGGGCAGACCUAGUGCAACCUGAUGCCCAAGACAUCCUGGAUACCCUAGAAGAUAACAGAAAUUGGUAUCAGAGUAUGAUCCCUCAGAGCCCCUCUCCUCCCCUUGAUGAACACAACAGAGACUGCCAGGGCCUUAUGGAGAAGUUCCAGUUUGAGCUGACCCUUGAAGAAGAGGACUCCGAUGGGCCAGAGAAAGAGAGUGGGAGUAUCAGCUAUUUCAGCAGUACAAAGACACUCUGUGUGAUUGAUCCAGGAAAAAGGGAUUCCCAAAGGGAAGCAAACAUAGAAAUUGUGACAGAAGAUACUUCGCCUGUUGACACAUAAUGUACUGUAUCUGUCUCUCUGGGUGAUGUAAGUGCUUCAUGCACAAGCAGGUUGUCAUGCUGACUAGCCUACAGUCUGGGUCUAAGGCCAACCUCUACCAUUGGCUAAAAGAUCUUUCCAGCUACUUGAGAUUGGAGUCAGGGUUGAAGAGUGUGUAGUGUCUGCUCAGGAAAUUCAGAGGUGAUUUAUAUUGCAGCUUAAGCUUCAUCAGCCAAAAAAGCAGAAAACAUUAUUGUGGUGGUCUGAAGUCAGUGUGAAUUUGUUACUGAACAAGCCUGAUAGCGAAUGACACACAACGGAAAUAUUUUUUAUUCUUAAUAGAUUUUGAAAUCUAUAUACAUCUGACAGCUAAAACUACUGACUAGUAACUGCAUUUCAAAUGUGUCCGCCUGUCUGCAGACCCGUGUGCCUUUUUUAUAAACAUUUUCAUGUCUUUUCAAGAAACCUAUGAAAUGCGCAACAAAGCGUGUUCAAUAUUGAUGUAU
This is a messenger RNA of Euleptes europaea (tarantolino), 2907 nucleotides long. It is a transcript of the gene PDE4B, whose product is annotated as phosphodiesterase 4B. Gene Ontology annotation, molecular function: transmembrane transporter binding; 3',5'-cyclic-AMP phosphodiesterase activity. The record is from RefSeq and is a predicted model, not a curated record. Bases 257 to 2422 code for a protein of 721 amino acids. Gene Ontology annotation, cellular component: perinuclear region of cytoplasm; cytosol; nucleus. Gene Ontology annotation, biological process: signal transduction. Lineage: Eukaryota; Metazoa; Chordata; Lepidosauria; Squamata; Sphaerodactylidae. The transcript has 15 exons.